CUUAUAAGAGUCAUUUGUUUAGGAAUCAGAAGCUCAAUAUGCAGCCAGACUGAAUGAUGUGGUGUUUUCGCAUUAUAUUGCAUUUAUUUUGCAGUCUCUAUACUUUAACGUUUGAUUCAGACUCCAUUUGUUUUAGUGCUCAGCACUCGUGAUUCAUGCAGUCCAAGGUGGUUUGGAUGCUCUGUCUAGGCACACCCUUUCUUUCUAUUAAAAACAUACCACGUUACAACUUGAAGUCUGUCCUAUUAAUCCCGAAGAAAGAAAUGGUGGCAGAGAGAGAGGAAGUGGUAGAGAGAGGAUGGAGUCAGAAAUGCCACGCUGGCAGGAAGUCUCUGCUUUCUGGCUCUCUGCCAGAGAGAAUGAUAGAAAGGGGGAUGAGGCAGGGGUCACGUUUGAGGCCAGCAGAGAAAGGAAAAGAGCAAGGGACAAAAGCCUGUUUGCAGUGAGACAGGAUAGUUAAUAUAUGCUAGACUAAAGUGACACUGUAAAGAGAUAUAGAGGCUGCAUGGACAAAAACAUGCAUGGAAGACAUUGUGUCUGACGCAUUCAAUGACAUUAUUAAAGAUAUAAUGCAUCCUCCGAGAUUCACACGGAUUCUUUUGAUGUCUAGUGGUCUCAAUAUGGGUAUUCAGUCUUCAUAUGCUUUCACACAAUUGUCCUCUGUUUUCCCAAACACUAUCCACUUCCUCUCGCACAGUUCUUUUUUUUCCCCCUCAUUCAUCCUCCUCCCUCAGUACAACAGUAAUGACCUCACUUACAGACGCUCACAUUGGCUGCACUCUUGAUCUGAGAGGCGGAUCAAGGUUUUUGAUUGGCCAGACGCUGGGGAUUCCUUAUCACACUCCUCCUUUUUUAUUAUCAUAGGAAAACAUAAGUAUCCAAUUUCCAUGUUCUUGCAUGCCGGUUGCAUCAGGCAAAAACACAGUUAAAUAGCAAGUUCCACCGCCGGAGCACUUCGCUUGCUUCUGGACAUCGCCUUAGGACAACCUCAGUGCCUUAGGAGAGUGCCAUCAUAGUUUUUGCAGUUUGAGAAGAUAGUAUAGUUCAGAUAUCUAGUUUUGCAAGAGACUGUUUCAUUGCAUUUUUUUGAAUUAAAAAAAAAAAAUUGCCUGAGUGCAUUUUUUGAUGCACCAAUAUUUUUUGUAGAUUUUUUUUUUUUUUUUUUUCAUUUCAUUUGCAAGUGACAGAAUAUGUUCAUUAGUUUGAAUUCUACAAACAAUACAACAGUUACUGUCAUUUUGAGUCAGGAAAAGCUCGAAACCUUUAGAUUCCACCGUCCUAAAACAGAGUUAAAAACCGGUCGAGAACGAGGAAGAAAAAAUGUUACUUAACUUUAAGCGUCCCUCAAUUGUUGCCGACAAGGACAAAAGUAACUGCGUCUUUGGAGCAGUUGCCUUUUAUAUGAAGCACCUUGGUGUCAAGACCAGAGCACUUGACAACAAGAAGACAAAGUCAGGAUGGCGGCCCUCUGUCCCUUCCAUGCUGAAGCCAUGGGGAACCAACAAACUCAACAAACCCGACAAAAAAACAGAACAAUUCUAUGAUGGUAAGCAAACUAGAUUGGACUUUGAAGUAAAGCAACACAAACCAAAUGUCCCACCUAUUCGAGGGUCCAUAAGCGAAAGCAGCGCCACUUCAGGGCGGAAAACUGCUGUGGCAAUGUCAGGUAGCACACAUGGCUCAGAGAGUGAAGAGUUGACCGUCAGCGUCAGUGUGACUCCUAGUCCCGACUCUCAGAGUGACACAGGUGUCAACAACAAUCGCUCAGACCCCAAACCAGAAGGUGGAGAUGCAUCUCCUGUCAGUACUGGUGGGAGUCUCUCCAUCUGUGAGCCUCUCUCUGUCAUUGACAUGCCUCCAGAUGACAGUCAGGACAAUGGCAGAAAGAAGCCAAGGAAUGUGCGCCGCAGCGAGAGCCUUUGCGUGGAGCGCCGUCACUCUCGCCGUAGUGGCUCUACCCGGGCCAAGCAGUCUCGCUCCCGUAGCGACGUGGACCUGCAGUCAACCUCUACCUCUCACCCCCUCUCACCCUCCCCACAGCAUUCAGUCUCUUCGGAAGGUGGAUUGUUGCCUGACAGCCUCGUCACUGGUCCGGAUUUUGGCCCUUUCCCUCAGCAGGAGGAAAUGGAGCCCCGUCUCCUUGAGCUCGAGCAGGACCCGCCCAACUGGAGGGGCCUUGCUUCUCACGAGGACCUGAAAAAACUGAACAAGAAGGAAAUCAAAAGACAAGAAGUCAUCAAUGAGCUGUUUACGACAGAGCACGCUCAUGUUCGUAUGCUGAGUGUAUUGCAGACUGUUUUCUCUCGUCCGCUGGAGAAGGAAGAGAUUAUGAGCAUAACUGAGCUGGCCACCAUCUUCCCCAACCUGGAUGAGAUCAUAGAGAUGCACUAUGCUUUCUAUGAGAACCUGAAAAAACUGCGGCAGGAGGAUGAGUACAUUGUCAAAAUCAUAAGCACGCCACUUCUCAACAGGUUCAGUGGAUCAGAAGGAGAAUGGUUUCAGAAGCUCACCGCACGCUUCUGUAGCCACCAGUCCUGGGCUCUGGAACAGAUAAAGAGCAAACAGAAGAAGGAUGCCCGUUUUAAUGCUUUCAUACUGGAGGCAGAGAGUAAGCCACAGUGUCGGAGGCUACAGCUGAAGGAUAUCAUUCCCAUAGAGAUGCAAAGACUAACCAAGUAUCCUCUUCUGCUGGAAAACAUUGCCAAGAACACAGAUGAUGAAACGGAAAAAGAGAACAUUAACCAAGCAGCAGAAUCCUGCCGUAAGAUCCUCAACCAUGUCAAUGAAGAAGUCAAACUCAUGGAGAACCUGCUGAUUUUGAAAGACUACCAGCGCCGGCUGGACACCUCAGGACUGAAACCGAGCAAUGACCUCUACAGUGAGUACAAGAACAUUGAUCUGACCAGCAGAAGGAUGCUGUUUGAAGGACCUCUGACAUGGAGGGUGACCAAGGAGAAAGCGAUCGAUGUGCACUGUAUUUUGCUGUCAGACCUGCUGGUCUUGGUUCAGAAGCAGGAUGAUAAGAUGGUUUUGAAGUGUCAGAGCAAAAGCAACAUCGCCGUUCAGGAAGGCAAACAGAUGCUGAGUCCAAUCAUCAAGCUAGAAUCGGUUUUUCUCAGAGACGUGGCCACUGACCCGAAGGCCCUCUAUGUCAUCUUCACCUGGGACAGCGGAGCACAGAUCUAUGAACUAGUGGCUCAGACCCUCGGGGAGAAGAAAAAUUGGACAGUGGUGAUUAAAUCAACGGUUGACGAGUUGAAGAAGAGGGGUGGGAAUAAGCUGAAAAGAGAGAGAGGUGGCAGCAUGCCCAUGAGCGUCAGUGGAGCUGCAUACAGCCCUUUGCAUGCCCCUCUUAGCCCAACUGAGAAUGGAGAAAACCUGUUGAAAAGUCACGGUGGCCGAUUUAAAGACAUUCUUACUGAUGAGAAGAGUAGAGAAACGGGUUCUUCACUCAUAGACUACCUAGCGGCCAAUGGUUUUGACCUGCUCAGCCAUAGCCACGCUCCUCCAGAGAAGUCUGCUAUUGGUGCUUUGGAUGAAGUCAUGUGUUUGAAGAGGCUAUUGAUCGGGAGUAUUAGUCUUUCAGAUGACUCUCAGACUCUUGGGGAAAAUGGAGGGACGGCACCUGAAAGCCAGGAGGCAGAUGGAGUGGAGGAAUCCAGCACAGAAGGAAAAACUGAAGGAGAAGAGAGUGGGGGAGAUGGAGGGAAUAAAGGAGAAGAGGAAAGCAGGAUCAGCGCUCCUCUAGUGCUUUCUCAGGAACGCUUGGAGGAGGUGCAGAGGAGACUGCAGACGCUUGGGGAGCAGCUGAAGAGACUGCAGGCUGUCGAGGAGGACCAUUACAAGUUGCAAGAAGCUCUUGCUAAAUAUUCACUUCAGGGGGGCCAUUACAACUGAGAAGCAUCACAACCUGCUGUUACAAGAUCACUGUAUGUGCUGGACUCGAGACUUGCUUUCGAGGGAUUCGCUGAUUGACUAAUUCUUCCUGAAUGUUCCUGCUCUAUCUCUUCUAUCUUCUCAACUGUCCUUUCAGAAGAUGUCAGCAGGCCUCCAGCACUUUCCAUGCCACUGAGAAAUGAAAUGAAGUGGGUGUUGUGAAAUUAUAGUGAUCCUUAACCUUGAAUGAGUGCGUAUGUGUUUCUGUUGAGAGGUAUGAGAGACAGUCUUGCCAAAAGAUGCCAAAGAAAUGUGCAACACCUAGAGAGAUUCCAGAGCGAAAUGCUACAAGUGCAUGUGAGAGCACUGUUACACACAAACAUGCGUGCGCACACACACACACACACAAACACACACACACAACGAUAAACCUGUCUAAGCAUGUCAAAAGUAAUUUAGUACCAAAAGACUAUCUAUAUUCAUAGAAAAGUAUAGUUGCAUCUUUGUCUGUUUCUCAGAGUGUACUUUAGUCAGGUUUUCUAUAAGGGUCAUUUAGACAGAAUAUGUACCCUUUCAUUUUUUUAUUACCCAUUUCAAGAUGUUCACGCAUCCUAAUAAUUAUUACCACACUAUAUUACAUGUAUUUUCAAAAAUAAUAGAUAUUCAAAAGGAGAUAUGUCGAUUUUUAGCAGAGUAUUGAGCUGUUGUAGCAUGCAUUGCAGUAAAAUGGAGAGUAAAAACAUGGAUUUAAAUUUUUCUUUUUAAAUUUGUUUUAAUUUGUCUUCUUACCAGAAGUUCUGCUGUUGCUCUGUGAGUAAGAAAAGAAGUGCUAAGUAGGAUAGAUCAACAGAUGGAUGAGCAGAGGAAGUAGAGAGAACGUUUGAGGAAGGUGGGCUUGCUUUGUGAUGCCUAACCCCUCUGAAGUGAAAUCUAGGUGAGCACUGAUGUCAAGAAAUGACGUCAGGGUUUGACAUCGUGGGUGUGAGGAAAUAUGCACAUAUUAAAUAGCAUUUUGAAUGACCAGUCCAGCUUGCAGGAACAUCUACACGUCGGUGCCGUUAUAACGUGAAGCAUGCACAGUGUAUAGCGUUCUCUAACCCGGAUGUUGCAGAUGGUACUCUGGUAGGUCGGCCCAGAUCGUAUGAUAAUCAUUACACAUUGCCUAUUUUUGUGCACUAUGCAAAUUCUGUUUCUGUGUCUGUAAAACGCAUUGGCCAUUUCAGAUAAUUCCGUUUUUUCUACCUUUUAUGUUCUACAGUACAGUUAGCAAAAUUAUAGUUUUUUUCUGUAAUUGCUUGUCAUUGUUAUUCAGUUUAUUUCAGGGAGUAGUUUUCUUUGUAAGCACGACCAAAGAAAUGAUAGUGGAACAAAGUUUAGAUAUGAAAACACAUUUGCCUUGCAUGGGAAGGUCAGUUGUCAAUUGGAAUAACUUACUGAGUGUUGGCCUUAGCUGCUGGAUCAACCCACAAAAAGGUGAAGUUGAUGGAUUGGUUUAUAAUCCUGUUUAAGACAGAAGGAAAUCAUUUGGUUCAGAACUGAAUUGCAGUAUGAGUAAUAGAGAAGUAUCUUGAUUCUCAUUAUCAGUCCAUUUUUUUUUCUCUCCUGCUCUCCUUAUCGAAUUAUGAAACCAGACCACAGACAAUCAGGCACUUGCAGGGGUUUAAAAUGAUGUUAUAUCUCAGAGUUCAGAGACCGGAACACAAACUGUAGGUUUUUUUCACCAGUACUGUAAUUAUUUUCAUGUAUUCAUGAUGCUACUGCAACAGGUCUUUCUACCCUCGACUGACUUCCAAAUUUAUGCAGCUUAUUUUACCUUAUUUGUUACAUAAUGUGAUUUAUAUUCAUUUUUAAGUUGUAAUUGUGUUGAUAAUAUUGAUUUCUGUAAGGCCUUGGUCCCUUUUCCUGCUGUUUUCCCAGCUGAUUUCCUUCACAAAAUGGUUUACCAGAACAAUUUGCCAGAAGUCUUGCAUUCUGGCCAGCAGUGUUGGUCCUAGUAACUGUCAGAAAGACCUUUUGUUCAUUUUCGUUUCUUUGUCAUUAUAGAAGUAGCAAAUGAAAUGGUUUAAAGUUUGCUUUCAAGUUCACUUUCCUUUAGUCCUUUUGCACAUUUUGUUUUCAUUCUCGAUUGCUUGAAUGGGUGGUUUAUUAAUUUCCUUUGAUUAUGUUCUUUUGGUUUUCUUACAAAAUUAUGUAAUUAGCAUACUAUGCAUUGCUUGUUAUAAAAGAAGGACUGAGAGAGACAAAGUACACCCUUAACCAGAACAACUAUAAAAGGCUUCACUGAAUUUCACUUUUGUCAAGAGUUUUAUUUUUUAUGUGGAACUAACCACAGUUUAGAUUCGAUUAGAAAGUGUGUUUGAAAUUGAGCUUUCAACUCUUGAUAAUUGAUAAGACAGGGUUUUGGGUGUGGUGUCAUUCUCUCUCAUUCCUUAAACUUUUCAUAUGUAUCUGUCACAUAUAUGUAUACAUAGUGACAUAGCUGUAUGUUAAAAUCUAUUUAUAGGGUGCCUUGUGCAGAUUGGGUUUGUUUUCAUUUCUAAAGGGCUCUUUUAGUCCAGCUGACAGGCACGGGCAUACAGUACUUGCCUUCUCCUCAUUUAGCAAUGUUCAGUGUUAAAUAUUAAUCUGAUAUUUUGCUCCAGACCUGCCAAGUUAUAGCAGUUCCACUCAGUGCUUAGUACUGAGUGCUCUUUGUUGAUCUUUUAAACCAUCUUUUAUGUAAUUCUGUACAGGAGUCCACUCAUUACAGGCAUUCCAUUGCUGUCUGUCUAUAUAAAUGAUUAUGCAAGGACUAUUCUGUGUAUUUGGGCUUUGAUUUUAUAUGUAAGAUACAUAAGAAAAUGUUAGGUACUUUUUUAAAUUGUUUUUUUCUUUUCUUUUUCUUUUUUAAAUAAAUGAUCAAAAAUGA
This is a messenger RNA of Cyprinus carpio (common carp), 6784 nucleotides long. RefSeq names its product rho guanine nucleotide exchange factor 1-like. The record is from RefSeq and is a predicted model, not a curated record. The coding region runs from base 1321 to 3897 and encodes 858 amino acids. NCBI's taxonomy places the organism in Eukaryota, Metazoa, Chordata, Actinopteri, Cypriniformes, Cyprinidae. Gene Ontology annotation, biological process: G protein-coupled receptor signaling pathway; intracellular signal transduction. Gene Ontology annotation, cellular component: cytoplasm. The transcript is spliced from 26 exons. Gene Ontology annotation, molecular function: G protein-coupled receptor binding; guanyl-nucleotide exchange factor activity; GTPase activator activity.